Molecule: messenger RNA, 7450 nt
Organism: Oryzias melastigma (Indian medaka)
Lineage: Eukaryota; Metazoa; Chordata; Actinopteri; Beloniformes; Adrianichthyidae
Product: pleckstrin homology domain-containing family A member 5
Exons: 29
Coding region: 704-4780 (1358 amino acids)
Cellular component (GO): cytosol
Molecular function (GO): phosphatidylinositol-5-phosphate binding; phosphatidylinositol-3,5-bisphosphate binding; phosphatidylinositol-3-phosphate binding
Source: RefSeq, a predicted model, not a curated record
UGGAGCCGAGGAAAGAAGAGGGGCUUCUAUUCUGGAUGUUAGCUUUGGCUAAGCCCCGAUCUCACUCUGUGUACUCUGUAAAGUUUGUCUUUGCAGUUCAUCUGUUUGAAAAAGACCCCCCCCCCAUCGCAAACAUACACGCGUGUACCGCACAUGCAUGCACAGCUGAUGUGUCCGAUCCAAGCUGUCUUCUCCAUAACUAAACAAACAAGGAAGUUUUAAAAAGUGCAAUUCCACCAAGAACCACUAGAGGCAAACGAUAAAAAAUAAAUAAAAAUCUAAAUAGUUUUAGAUUUUUUUAUGUAUAUUUUAUAUUAUUAGAGAUCAAACUUGUACAUUUUUAAGGACGUGAGUUCUUUUUUCGUUUUUUUAUUUUUUUGUGUUGGCACAGGGUUAAACUUAACUUCGUGGCGCCCAAUUGCUGUUUUCGAACCUUGUGGAGGUGGGCAGAGCACUCUCCCGUUAUGGUGCCCUCCCACUCCCGGCUCCGUCUCAGCGUUCAGAAUCCUCAGAGAGACAUUGGCGCUAGUCCGUCUGUGGUCUGACAGUUACAGGGAAGAGCUCUCGCCACAAUGAGCGGAAGGUGACCUGUAAGCACCCGGUGUCAGGCUGCCCCUCCCAGGACAACUGCAUCUUUGUGGUCAGCGAACAACCGGCCUUGAAGGCCUCAGAUGACAGCAGCAGUGAAAAGAAGGAGCGUCCCAUGAGCACCAUGAGUGAAGCCUCCAACUACACCGGCGGCUCCGAUUACAGCACCUUCCCUGGAAGUCCAGCCACCGCCUCUACCACCACCACCACCACCACCUCUGCUUCCUCUGCACGGCUGUCAAGGUCAUCCAAAAAGAUCCACAACUUUGGCAAGAGAUCAAACUCCAUCAAGAGAAACAUAAAUAUCCCAGCAGUCAAGAGUGGCUGGCUUUACAAACAGGACAGCAGCGGCAUGAAGCUGUGGAAGAAGAGGUGGUUUGUUCUGUCAGACAUGUGCCUCUUCUACUACCGUGAUGAGAAAGAGGACAACAUCCUGGGAAGUAUCCUGCUCCCCAGCUUCCACAUCUCCAUGUUGUCGGUGGACGACCACGUCAGCAAGAAAUAUGCCUUCAAGGCCACUCACCCCAACAUGCGCACCUACUACUUCUGCACGGAGACGGCGAAGGAGAUGGAGGUGUGGAUGAAGGUGAUGACUGAUGCUGCCCUCGUCCAGUCCGAUCCUGUCAGAAGACUGGACAAACUGAAGGUGGACCCACAGACGCCUUUAGAGCUGAACAACAUGCUGAACCACAAAGUCCUGACGCUGCCGGAGAUCCAGAACAACGAACGCAACAGAGAACCGAUGAGACAGCACUCCCUCUCACAGCUGGACUACAAACGGCUGAAAGAAGAAAAGCAGAACUCCAAAAGGGAGUACUACACGCUACAGAGAGACGGAGAACGCUACGCCGUGAAGAAAGAUGGAGUCAGCUACAUGCUCCAGAAGGACGGAGACCGGUACCUGCUCCACAAAGACGGGGAGAAGUUCUUACUCCGAAAGGACGGAGAGAAAUACUCCGUGCCGAAAGAUGGGGAGAUGUGUCCCAAUCACAGAGACCUUAAGAAAUGUGGCGUUCAGAAAGUGGACAAUAAGUACACGGUUAUACCGUCAGAGGAAAAGUAUGCUCCAGAGCAGCACCUGCUCACAAAGGACGGAGGAAUGUAUGACCUGCAGAAGGCCAGGGAUCAGCCCCCACUCCACCAAGACGGACAGAAGCUGAGGAAGGAUGUGAAGAGACAGCUUUCACUGAGGGAGGGGGAGAGGUGCACCAUGAGGGAGACCAACAAGUACGGCACCAUCCAUGUUGUUAACAGGUACGGCAGCAUGAAGGAGGUGAGGAAGUACUGCACGCUGAGGGACGGAGACCGAUACGCCCCUCUCACGGACUCGGAGAAGUGCGCCACACUUUGUCAUGCGGAUAAGUACGUCUUACAGCGAGACCUGCGCAAAGACAGGACGCUGUCCCACAGCAGCAGCAUGAAGCUGCAGACGGCUCCGGACGUCCCAGCCACGCCAGCUCAGAGCCAGGCCAAGAAACCCCCGCAGACCGACAGCUUAGGGUGCUGGCCGGAGGAGCCAAACGAGAACGUAGAUGGACGCCUGGCCAAGCCCACCGAGAAGAGCCCGGCUCCGGUCCAGGAGCUGGAAAACGGUCUGUCCAGAACCAGCUCUGUGCAGCGGCUGGAAAACUUUAGCAGCACUCUCAGGACCAAAGGAGGGGACAAUGACGCGAGGAGUAUGAUGUCGUACCAGACUUUACCGCGGAACAUGCCCAGCCACGGGGCGCAGCCGCGUUUCUCGGAGGGUUACUGCACCCUGCCCCGCAACAGCAUGAUGAGGCCCGACAGCAUUUGCAGCGUGGCCGGCUCCGCGUACGACCAGGCCCUCCGCCCAGCCUUCACUGGCAGCGCCACCUCAGCAGAGAAGAGGAGGUCCAUGAGAGAUGACACCAUGUGGCAGCUGUACGAGUGGCAGCAACGGCAGGCGAGGCAGAGUCUGGCUGCUCCCACUGGUGCUGGUCACUAUGCCACCCUGCCUAACAAAAAGACCAUGGACAUUUCUCACUACGCCGCUGCACCCUCCAUCCCCACCUCCCCGUCUCACAGCACCGUGGGCCUGUACAGCACUUUCUCUCCUCCCCGUCAGUCGCUGACUCACAACCCGGCCAACUCGCACUCCGAGGUGACCUCGCCUGCCGUCAGAGGGGAUGGGACGCUGGAGCGCAGGCCACGGUCACUCCCUCCUAAGUAUGGAUAUUCUCUGGAGCGGCGAUCUGUGGCAGCCUGCACCUCCACUCAGCCUAUCACUGCACAGACUCUGCAGGGCAAGACGCCCGAGGAGCUGACCCUGCUGCUGAUCAAGCUCCGCCGGCAGCAGGCGGAGCUCAACAGCCUGCGGGAACACACUGUAGCUCAGCUCGUGGCCCUGGGCAUGGAGGGGCCAAACGCCAAGACAGAUGUUCUCACCCAUCACCUCCAGAGGAACCUGACUUACCUGGACAGCCAGACCAAGGAGAAUGAGCCUCUAAUCUUCAUGAUCCACACUAUGAUUGAGAACUCGGCACCCAGGCCGCAACUCUACCAGCAAAUCAACCCAGACAACCUACAGGGAGGCUCCUUCAACCAGCACACCAAAGAGAUUGACAUAGAUACCAAGCUGAGCAGACUGUGUGAGCAAGACAAGUUGGUAAGGACGCAGACGGAGAAAGUCCAGCAACUUCACAGAGAACAGCACACUCUGGAGACGGCACUGCUGCUGGCCAGUCAGGAGUUGGGUGAGCAGAGCAGCAGCAGCAGCCCAUUCAGGCAGAGCCUCGUCCAGCAGAGAGACGAGCUGCAGAGCGGCCUGCUGAGCACGUGCAGAGAGCUGUCCAGAGUCAACACCGAGUUGGAGCAGUCCUGGAGGGAGUAUGACCAACUGGAAGCGGAUGUCAUUCUGGCUAAGUCCAAUUUGUUGGAGCAGCUGAAAGCUCUGGGCAGCCCUCAGACAGAGCCUCCAAGCCAGCAACAUAUCCACAUCCAGAAGGAGCUUUGGAGGAUCCAAGACGUGAUGGAAGCUCUGCAGAAGAACAAACCUCAGCGAAGCACAGACAGCAGUAGUCCUGCUUCCAGACCGCUCUCCAGUCUGCACAAGAACGAGGCAAUCACGCUGCUGCCCCUCUGUCCUCCAGCAGAGGUCAGCAGUGUGCCCCUCCGCCCACACCUCCCUCAGAACCCUUACUCAGCCGAAUGCCCCCCUCACACGACCCCCUGCCACUCACAGCCCAGCAGCCGGCCCGCGCACACGUGCCGCCCUGAAGCCCGCAAGACCAGUUCCAGAAACGGGGCACACAGCCAGUCUACAGACUACCGACUAUAUAAGAGUGAACCUGAACUCACCACGGUGAAGGAGGAAUUGGAUGAGGCUAAUAAUGAGGAGAAGGACAAGACAGAAACCUCUACUGAGAGUAAAGAGGCUCCGGCCUCCAAAGGGCACCCCUACCCUGUGGGCAUUGUCUCGCCCAGGACCAAGUCGCCCAUGAGCCCCCUGGAGUCGUCCUCCAUUGCCUCCUAUGUCACACUAAGAAAGGCCAGGAGGCCUGAAGCCAGAUCUCAGGACCGUCCCAGGAGUGCAGUGGAACAGGCAGGAUUUGGAGAACGGGAAGUCGGGAGACCAAAGAUGAGCGUCGAGGAGCAGCUGGAGAGGAUCAGGAGAAACCAGGAAGCCUUGUCGCUCCGUGAGAGGAGGAGAGAAACGCCAUCCCGAUCGCCCUCCUUCAGCAAAGACAACCUUUUACUCCAAAAGCAGACACAGACCCAUAUGGAAACGGCCUGUCCUGACCACCUGGAGCUGGAGGCAGCUGUCCAGCGACUGAAGAAUCUGCAGGAUGCAGGAAGGACAGAAGGUGAAGAGGAGCAGCAGAGAGAGGACAGGCUUCCCAUACAGAACAACAACGCUGAAGAUGAGUUGUGUGAAAGCCAGAGGGUGGUGAUUCUGGACAACACCUCGCAGCCUCAGCGUGUUGAGAUUGUGAACUUUCAGCCCUUCGAGGAUGAUGGAGACCACGAAGAGAGUCUGUCCAGCUCCCCCACAAAAACAACCACAGAAAGCAGGUUUCAAACAUCAAGCCCUGAAAUUAUGGAAGACACAAGUCUACAAACAAUCUCUGAGAAGAGCCUGGAUUCUUUCAGGAAUCUGACAGCAGACGACAAGAACCAUAACACCAAAACGCUGGCUGCACACAUGCUGGACUUGGUGAGCAGCGACACGUGAGUGAGACUCGUCGGCAUCACGCCAGCGACCUGCAGAGCCCAGAUGUAGCCGGAAAGCAGAGUGUGCUCCAUGGUUACUUGUACUUCCAACUGGACCACUCUGACACAUCUGUCAUCACACCACUCAGAGGCGGAUGCUAACAUACAGACCAAAAACAAGCUGGGCAACCAUCAUCUAAAGAAGAAACGGAGAUAAUGUAUUCUUUUAUUUCCUGUCUGUUCCAGAUGUUUGAUUUUUGUGCAGUUACUUGUCCCUCAAAACGCGUUUGCACCAAAAAGUUCAGAAGCAUCUUUAUGUUAAAUGUCUUUAUGCAGAUAUUAAGAAAGUAGGCGUUAAAUUUACAAUAUUACCUUUUGUUUCCCCUCAUUUUUUUAUUCCUGAUCAGUGGUUGGAAACCACAGGUUAUUUUGCCUCAGAAAAUAGUUAGCAGCAAAACAUCCAAUGCUCUUCUUCAGCAGUUUCAUCCAGACCCCACCACAGCUCCUAUGAACCCGUGUCUUUAAUCUUUUAGUAAUGGCGGCCUCCCUCUGCAAGACUUGCUCCGCCCCCGCCCCCUGCAGUGUGCCUUACCAUAGAUAUACUACCGAUCUGUUCUGCCUAAAUGUGGAGCCAAUACCCCAGAGGGCAGCUGUAAAUCUACAAUGGUUGGUGAUGCAAGAAUGGGUUUCAGCACAAAUCCUCUUUGAGAUCCACUAUGGGGUCAAACCAGGUUCAGCUUAAGCAAAUGGAAAAUCAGAGUAAAAAGAAAAUUUAAAAAACAGCUUUAAACCUCGAAAGUACAUAAAACUUAGAGGAAAGUUUAAAAAUCUGACCAAAAGUUGUAACUUGGAAAUAAAUAUACAGUAUUAUAAAGUGGUGCUGCUGAAUAAUCCAACAUCACAGCAUUUGUUUUUUUGUUUUUUUUGUGUCGAUUAUAGUGCAAAUGUAGCCAAUGCACCUCAAAGUCACUACAGAAAUUUAAAACAAAUUCUACAAUUCAGUUUCUAUCUGUUUUCUUUUUCUCCUUUAGGUGUAAACCUAAUAUCCAAAAUAAUUGUACUUUUUUAAACAGGCUAUUCGUGACAGUCUGAAUUUAUAGCAGCUUCAGUGGGUGUGUUCCAACUACUGAAAAGAUGUUUAUUUACCCUUUUUAAAAAACAAAAUAACAAAAACAAAGCUGACCCUAGGAAAUAAUCAUGUUUUUCAUUUAGUGGAUGAAUAUCCAAAGAGGAUUUGUGUGAUUUCAAUCAAUAGUCAUGCUUGCAUCACAAACCACAUUUUUUCUUUUAUUUUGAAAAUUUUCUGCUGCAGGAAACUAAGACAGCUCCUACCACCCAUCUCUUUAUUUAUUUUCAUUUUUUCAUUGCUGAUGUAUCUGUUAGGAGCCUGAUCCAGCAGUCGGCACAUAAUUAACCGAAACUAUCCAUCAGCUUUUUCUGAAUUAACCUAUAAAGUGCAGCUGAUCUGAAGAACUUAGAGCAGUGAAGGUUAUAUCAGUCGGGCUGUCCAUAUAAAAAAUCAUUUCUACAGUAUUUUAAUCCAACUUUGUUGUAACUUUAAAUUGUAGUUCUCCAAAAAAAAAAAAACAAGACUAGUAUUUCAUGAAGUUUUGAGCCUACGGUUCCUCGCUGUCUGAUGAGAAUCCUCCUAUCAGAAUGGUAGAAACUGCAGCUCUAGUGUUUCUGCGCCUCUCUGCUGCUGUUUCCAGUAUUUUAGAUUCAACCACAAAUUUGCUUUGCAGCUUCAGGAGAACUCAAUAGAGCAUAUUCAUCAGGAUAAGUCAUGUUUCUUGUUUUAGUUUUGCUUAGGUUAUUCUGACAGGGAGGAGGAAGAUUUCAAAUCACAGAAAAGUCUGACGUUUACUCUAUUAGCAGCUGUUCGAAGGUAAAAUUGUUUAUGUCUAAGUCUUCCUGACUAUUUUUUGGCUUGUGGUGCGUUCUGUGGCAUCAUUUAAUUAAUAUUCAAAAGAUACUAAGUAGUUUGAUUUACAAUUUAGAAUUCCACCUUUUCAUUGUAAAAAGUCAAUUCCAAAAUCACUUCAAGUUGAUCACUUCAGUUUUCAGUAAACUAAAGUGAAAAAAGGUAAAAAAAAUCAUUUAUAAAACUGUGAAUAAAAACUAAUAUGAGGACACUUUUUUGCCUAAAAAAUCAAUACAUUUCUACAAAUGAACCAAGAUCAAUAUGUUUUUCAACCCUGUCCUUUUUAAGAAAUGGCAUAAAAGGAGAAAAAUUAAAUCAUAAACGACCCCUGUGACAGUGAAGGACAUGGUUUCAUAAAAAACAUUGUAUUUGUUGGAGUUUGUCACAGCAGUUUAGGGCUGAAAUCAAAAUUUGUAAAAGUGCAGGAAGUCCGUCUUCAGGUCAGAACUGAACAGUUUACUUAACUUGCUGUUUUUAAAGAAAAUUUCAGCCCUGAAAACGUAUUUUGUACGUUCAUGUUCCAGUUUCUUGGUAAUUCUUCUGGAAGGUUCCGGUUGGGCUUUAGGGAAGCUGCCGAUUGUCUCUUUAGCCACCAGUUAUUGGCAGAGAUCAUCAUCAGUGAUGCCACAAAUAUUACAAUUUCACACCACAGGGCGUAAAAAAGAUCUUAAAGACAAAACCACUUCAGCUAUUUAACAUACUGAGGAAGCUGUUUCCCAUCCAGAUGCUGUUUGUCUUGUGAUUCCUUAGUAAAGUCACAUGAUUCCUGUG